This is a messenger RNA of Diabrotica virgifera virgifera (western corn rootworm), 1115 nucleotides long. RefSeq names its product coiled-coil domain-containing protein 42-like. Bases 79 to 1095 code for a protein of 338 amino acids. Lineage: Eukaryota; Metazoa; Arthropoda; Insecta; Coleoptera; Chrysomelidae. The transcript is spliced from 6 exons. The record is from RefSeq and is a predicted model, not a curated record.
ACAAGCUACAUAUUUAUAUACUUAGUAUUACUAAUUGUAAAGCUUGUAUCUACCUUUAUUAUAGUUACAAAAAUUAGAAUGGAGAACAAAAAUAAAUACAAAAUCCCUGGUAAAUUGCAAAUAACUAUUCCAAAAAGAACACCUUACGAUAUUCAGAGGGUACAAGAUUAUUUGGUAUCGAAAAAUAUGACUAGAAUGGAAAAAGUGUAUCCCCAAUUUGAUGUCGUCAAGUCCGAAGAUCCGAAAGCCGAACUAGCCAGACUGCAAAUAAAAUUGCUCGAUUCUGAGGAGCUGCUUGACCAGAAAAGGAAGACUUUAGUAGAAACCAGAACAGAAUUAGACAAGCAGUGGCAAGAGCUUGAUAAUAAGGAACAGGCAUUGAGGGAAAAUUUUCGAAAAUUUGAUCAGUUUAUUAAGGAAAAUAUGGACAAACGCGAACGAGCAGAAAAGAAAAUAAAAGACGACACCAAAUUGUGCGCACAAAGAACUAAAGAUAUUGAAAAAUGUAACAAAGAUUACCAGGCUCUGAAGGACACCAAAUUCGAAAUGGACAAAAAAAUUAAAGAAUUUCGUUUAUACGAAAAUUUUCUUGAUAAAGUAGUUAACACUUCCCAAGAGUUUAUUUCUAUACAGGAUAUGAUCAAUCGUUAUAUGACUCUUUUGAGUGCUAAGCAAAGUUUGGCGAAGUUACAAGAGGAAAAUUUGGUAGCCUUAGAAAGAGCAAAAAGCGAUAUGAUGAAAUUGAUUGAAGAGAAAAACUUUGUAAUAAUGGGUCUUAACAAUCAGAUUGCAAAUCUUCAAGCACGAUUCGAAAACGCGAAAAUUAAGUCCAUUGAAUGUGAACAAUUGGUGCUUCAAAUCAAAAACAAUGCAGUACAGCAGCUUAACAACAUCGACGAAGUGAAAUCAUCAGUUUGGAACCUUUACACCCAUAUGGCACACUCCAAGAUGCACCCAAUCAAAAUAGCAAAGGAAAAUGUGGAAGAACAGAUGAUGUAUAUUAAAAGAACGCUUACAGAACUAUCGAAAGUAAAUCAAAUACUAAGAAGGAGAGCCAGGCAAAAUAAGUCCAAAUCGAAGACAAGAUAUACAUAAAUGUUAUUUAAAAUUACUUA